CGCAGCAGCUCUGGGAACGUUGAACUCAUCUGCAUUCUUGGCACAUCAGCUGCAUUCGUUGUUGCUGCUCCUCUUCUCCGGGCUCGCUCUUUCGGGGAAACUGGUUUAACCGAUCCGUUUCUAAGGAAAAGACGGGGCGCCGAGUCGGGAAGAUGAUGGCACCGGACCCGCUGCGAUCCGCCACGACCGUCGGGGGCGCGGAGGACACCUCGCUCGCGCUGCCGUCUGACAGGAGCCUGAGCUCCGGGAAGCAGCGCGUGCUCGAGCAGGUUCACAGCAUUAAGAGGACCAAGUCCAAACACGGCCAAAGCAGCCCGCUGUCUCCUACAAGCCCAUCACCCAAAAAUUUCACCACCUAUAAUGAGUUUGGGACGUACAAGUUGAUGGCGUCUAAAGGAAAUGACCUCGUGAGUCGCACCAACUCCACCAUGUCGGCAGGCUACAACAAACUGGCAAAUUACCAGAAGAGUCGUAGUCAAUCUGCUAGAUUUCCCAUUAGAAGAAACGUCAGCUCGUCGAGCGCAUGGGAACAGCAGAUCAACACCACUGUCGGACAAAAGAAACCCAACGGACUGACAACCAGUCGCAGUGAUCCUACUUUGGCCCCUCCUCGUUCUCCCGGAACAGCUACCAUGAGACUCAAAGGGCAGAAUGCUUUUCAAGUUCAUCAGCAGAGCACCUCCUCCAUGGUUAAUGGCGUAUACCACUCUGACAGCCAAACACGCAUCAACCAGCCACCUUCUAACCAAAUUCAAACGGAUGGCAGGAUGAGCACAAUCAAAAUGUCCAAAAUAGAGCAGACGUCAGCGGUAAACUCUGCAAUGAGCAUGUCGGAUAAUACUCUUAAAGAAGCUGUGGAGUUGCUGUGUUCCACUGACGAAAAUGGCCAGCUGUAUGGAGCCAACUUCAUCCAGCACGUCACCUUCAACGAGGAGAGCACCAAAACAGAGGUAUACCAACUCGGUGGUAUUCCAGCUCUGGUGAACCUGUUGGACAGCUCCAAUUUACAGAUCAGCACAGCUGUUGCUGGGGCUUUGAGGAAUCUUGUUUUUAAGAAUAAGACCAACAAGCUGGAAGUUCAUCACUGUGGUGGUAUAGCCAAGGCCUUGAAUCUACUAAAGAAGACUAAUUCUACUGAGACCAAGAAGCAAAUCACUGGUCUGCUGUGGAACCUGUCUUCUGAUGAUGACUUGAAAAGAGAUCUAAUAGACACUGCUAUGCCUGCUCUGACUGAAAAUGUGGUAGUGCCAUUCAUCUCAAGCGACGAUGACAUGAGAUGUGUAGACUCCAAUGUCUUCCACAACACUACAGGCUGCCUGAGGAACCUGAGCAGUGGCAGUGUCAAAGAAAGGAACAAGAUGAGAAACUGCUCCGACCUCAUCAACUCACUCAUGAGUUACGUUGGGUCCUGUGCCGAAAAAGAAAACCCUGACGAGCAGUCUGUGGAGAACUGCGUAUGCAUUCUCCAUAAUUUGACCUUUCAACUGGAGAAGGAGUGUCCAGAGAUUUUCAAUCAGGAUUUCCAAUCCAGAGCAUCCGUAAGUGAGGAGAAGAAAAGCGCCCCAGUUGGCUGCUUCAGCCCGAGGAGCAGCAAGGUUCCAAACAAGAUUUCUUUGGAGACACUUCCAGAAAGCAGUGCUGACUCAUCCACAUCAGGAGUGAAGUGGCUGUGUCAUCCCAAAGCCAUUGACAACUACCUGCUUUUGCUGGAAUCAUCCACUAACGAACCCACUCGAGAGGCCAGCUGCGGUGCCCUGCAGAACCUCACCACCAGCAAAGAAGGGUCUGGUGCCGUGAGCCAAAUUUUGCUUCAGAAGUUUAAAUCUUUUCCCAUCUUGGAGUCUCUGGUGAAAUCAGAAAACCGCACCAUUCAGAAGACCACCUUGUCCUUGCUGGACAACAUGUCCCGCAGCAGAAUGCAGAUCGACAUGGCAAGGCAGAUGUUGCCGGACUUGAUUACCUUCCUUGACUCCAACACAGAGGAAAUGGUGUUCUGUGAUGAAGAAGCUGUGUCACUUUGUCACACAGUGCUGAGACUGAUGCUGUCAGACAGUGAGGUCACGAAGAAGAUCAUUGAUAAAAACAAGGUUUCUCAACUGAUAAAAUUAAGCGAAAAUAAAGCGGCAUCAUAUCCUAAAGGGAGCGAAGCAGCCUCAGUGCUGUUGUACAACUUGUGGAAUGACAAGAAUUUGCACAGCACUGUGAAAAAGAUGGGAUUGUCAAAAAAUCACUUCAUCAGCAGAAAGUGUGAGGAAGCCAGCGAGUCAUUGUUCAGCAAAAUUCAAACAGAAUGAUGAAGCAUAAGGUCAACGUGAUGCCUGAAAGAAGGAAACCAAAGGUAAUUACAAAGUGCAGCGGCCGCACCCUAUAAAACAUCAUCCUCACUGAUACCCAUGUUGAAAGAUGCCAUUAAUUAUGACUUAAUCAUAUAUUGUAUAUUUAUGUAUAUAUAGAAAGAGAUCAUAGAUUUGAGUUUCAUGGAUAAUCAUGAGGUGUUUGUAUUUAAUUUGGAAAUGUUUGUACAAAGAUGUCUUUUGGUUGGUUGGUUGGUUGGUUAAAUGUAAGUUUGAGUGUGUACUUGUUUGCACUCUGAAAUCCAGUU
This is a messenger RNA of Nematolebias whitei (Rio pearlfish), 2602 nucleotides long. It is a transcript of the gene pkp1a, whose product is annotated as plakophilin-1. Gene Ontology annotation, molecular function: cadherin binding. The coding region runs from base 153 to 2294 and encodes 713 amino acids. The transcript is spliced from 15 exons. Gene Ontology annotation, biological process: cell-cell adhesion; cell-cell junction assembly; intermediate filament bundle assembly. Gene Ontology annotation, cellular component: nucleus; plasma membrane; cytoplasm. NCBI's taxonomy places the organism in Eukaryota, Metazoa, Chordata, Actinopteri, Cyprinodontiformes, Rivulidae. The record is from RefSeq and is a predicted model, not a curated record.